This is a messenger RNA of Metarhizium acridum CQMa 102, 780 nucleotides long. Its product is annotated as ubiquinone biosynthesis monooxygenase Coq7, variant 2. Gene Ontology annotation, cellular component: mitochondrial inner membrane. Gene Ontology annotation, biological process: ubiquinone biosynthetic process. Gene Ontology annotation, molecular function: 3-demethoxyubiquinol 3-hydroxylase activity. The record is from RefSeq and is a predicted model, not a curated record. Lineage: Eukaryota; Fungi; Ascomycota; Sordariomycetes; Hypocreales; Clavicipitaceae.
AUGCCUUUGCAGGCCCAUACGGGGUCUAGCCCCCUCCAAGCUCUUCAGCUUCCCGUCCUGUCGAACAAUCUCAACCACCUCUUCCCUGUCGCAGACCUCGUCCGAACCCCCGUCCAACACCAAGAAGCGCAAGCCGUUGACCCGAGAACAACGCGGCUUCCUCUCCUCCGCUGUCCGUCCAACUCCGCCAGAAAUCUGAUCCCAGGUCCCCACGUACAUGAAAUCAUCACUGACGAACCUUCUCAGCUCCGUGUCAACCAAGCCGGCGAACUUGCCGCCACGCUCAUCUACAAAGCCCAGACCCCGCUCGUCGUCCGCCAGCACCCCCAUCUCCGGCCGCUGAUGGCGCACAUGUACGACCAAGAAGCCGGGCACUUUGCAACGUUCAACAACCUCAUCCACAAGCACCGCGUGCGUCCGACGGCGCUCUACCCUCUGUGGUCGGUCCUCGCCACAGGUCUAGGCUGGUCAACUGCCCUGAUGGGCCGCGAGGCAGCAAUGGCAUGUACGGAGGCGGUCGAGACCGAGAUUGGGGACCAUUACAAUAACCAGAUUCGAGAGAUACUGGAGAUGAUUACGCAGUGGGAGGCAGAGGGCUACGAAGUCAGUGCCGAGAUUGGGGAGCUGGUAAAGACAUUGAGAAGGAUACGGGAUGAGGAGCUGGAGCAUUUGGACCAUGCGGUUGAGCAUGAUGCGAAGAAGGCAGAGCCGCAUUGGUUGUUGACUGGAGUUAUAAGGGCGGGUUGUAGGGGAGCGAUCUGGGUCAGUGAGCGAGUUUGA